This is a messenger RNA of Sclerotinia trifoliorum, 1635 nucleotides long. NCBI's taxonomy places the organism in Eukaryota, Fungi, Ascomycota, Leotiomycetes, Helotiales, Sclerotiniaceae. The record is from the annotation of a GenBank genome assembly.
UGAACAUUCAGAGCCUGUGCUGGAACAUGCAUGGCGUUCUCAUGGCAUCUGCGAGCGGUUUAGUAAAUCUUUGUAUAAAGAUACCAGCGCCACUUAUCAGAUAGCCUUUUACGAAAUCAUCCCCCCAUAACAAACUCCUUGUGGCAUUUGGAAAACAGGAAGAUUCCACAAUGACGAGCUUCGGCGCAGGGAUCGAGAUUUAUGGAUUUCGGGGAACGAGAGUCUAGUUUUAAGACGUAGUUCAAUUACAGUUAGUCUCUCAUUGUGAACCACUCAGCUGCUUACAAGAAUUUGACCUGCCAUCAGAUUUUAGGUGUCGUGUGCUUUUUUCAGGAGUGGUCCCCCGAGAACUGGACGAUGUUAUUGCUAACACCCACAACGUGCGACUUUGAUAUGGAAAUAUACAGAGAUGGUAGCCGAGCUGUCGACCUUGAGUUUUUAGUUGCCUUUUCAAGGAUUAUAGACCUAGGCACAAGAAAAGUCAUUCAACAAUGGAAUAUUCUGGAAAUCAUUUUGAAAUGCUACUUAGCGGAAGAGAUGCUUUGCUACAGCCAGAGGUACAUGAUCUCUUGCUUGUAGACGAUUCAAAGUAUACCAAGUCAAAGCACUACUUUUGGGCCAUCAACAUACUGAGAGAAAUUGAUUCUGAUAUCGCGGCAGUCAUUAGUCAGCUUCGUGGGUUUAUGGAUUUCUCGGAAACCUCGCUGUUGCACAGGUACUACCCAUUGCCAAAUGGCGAGAUGAGUGAAGAUCGAGAGAAGAUAGUAGUGCGAACUCUAACAAUCCUCCUUGAGGAUCUCCUUAACCUUCAGGCCCGUUUCAAAGGGCAGCGGGAAAUCGCCAUUGCGCUAAGAGACGGUGUAUGUCAAUGCCCAACAUUGUUCAUACGUGCUAACUCUUGUCAUCAGAUGUUCAACGCCAGCGCAGUCAUGGAAACGAGAGCAUCAACUCGCCUAGGAGAAAACAUAAAUCUGCUUACUUUCGUGAGACUUUUUUAUCUGCCAUUGUCUUUCACCAUGGUACGCACUACAUCAAACCUGCAGCACUCAACCCACUAAUAAACUACCAAAUAGUCACUUUGGAGCAUCAACAAUAGUGCACUUGCACACGUCGACAUCGUGACAGGCGUUACAAUAAUCCUCGCAGUAAUCACAUAUAUCAUCGUCUUCAAUCUCAACAACAUCGUCUUCCUUAUCAAAAAGACAAUCAAAAAUUCAAAGCUCGUAGUAUUAAGCAUAUGAAGGCCAAUGGCGAUGAAAAAUGGAAGCGAAGAGGCGAUGAUUUGACGGAAACCGUUUUUGCGAAUGAACAGAACGGCAUGCCAUCCAGCUGGUACGUUGUCCAGUAUGUAUGUAUACUGGUCUGGAAAUGGUUUACUGCAAUUGUGACUCGAUCGUGGCAAGGUGUGAAGCAAAUAUACGAGCGACUGGUCAAUAAGAAGGCGGAACAGACGCAACAGCGUGUUUGCAUUGUGUGAUAGAUUUUGUUGCCGCUAUGCUAUGGUUUACGGCUUCCCUUUGGUCUUCUUUCUUUCGUUUGGUACCGACUGGUUGCGUGGAAUAUUUUGGGGGGGAUAUAAUAGUCAGUUCUCGUGGACGACCGGCUAGUUCCUACUCGGGGAAAGCGAAUGUCUCG